UGGGGGGGUAAAAUGGGUAAUAUAGAAAGCGUGGACGGCCAGUCGGACAUGAAGCAUCACAUCAUGCCUCUCAAGGUCCCCAUGCCUGACCCCACCGAGCUGGAGGAGAAAUUUGCCAUUGUUUUGAAUUCUAUGAAUCUGCCUCCAGACAAAGCCCGGCUCCUCAGGCAGUAUGACAAUGAGAAGAAGUGGGACCUGAUCUGUGAUCAGGAGAGAUUUCAGGUGAAGAAUCCGCCUCACACCUACAUCCAGAAGCUGCGAGGAUACCUAGACCCCGGAGUCACUCGCAAGAAGUUCCGCAGACGAGUGCAGGAAUCCACAAAAGUCUUGAGGGAGCUGGAGAUCUCACUGAGGACCAACCACAUUGGGUGGGUCAGGGAGUUCCUCAAUGAUGAGAACAGAGGUCUUGACGUCUUGGUGGAGUACCUCUCUUUUGCUCAGUGUGCUGUCAUGUUAAAUUUUGAGGGGCUGGAAAAUGGGGAGGAUGGCUUCUUGGAUAAGGCUAAGUCUUGGAGCAGGUCCAUAGAGGAUCUGCACCGUUCCAGCAGCCAACCCUUCUGCAACACACUGGUGCGCUCUGCCCGCCAGUCUGUCCUCCGCUAUGGCACAGUGUCCAACAGCAAAACCAUCAAAAACUCCCGUCUCGUGAGCCAGAAAGAUGAUGUGCACGUGUGCAUCAUGUGCUUGAGGGCUAUCAUGAACUAUCAGUAUGGCUUCAACAUGGUCAUGUCUCACGCACACGCAGUCAACGAAAUUGCUCUCAGCCUGAACAAUAAGAACUCACGGACGAAGGCCUUGGUCCUCGAGCUGCUGGCUGCUGUUUGUCUGGUCCGAGGAGGUCACGAGAUCAUCCUUUCAGCAUUUGACCACUUCAAAGAGGUGUGUAAGGAGAAGCAUCGCUUUGAGAGACUGAUGGAUUAUUUCCGCAGUGAGGAGGGAAACAUUGACUACAUGGUUGCUUGCAUGCAGUUCAUCAACAUCGUGGUGCACUCGGUGGAGGACAUGAACUUCCGGGUCCAUUUGCAGUACGAAUUCACCAAGCUGGGACUGGAUGAUUACCUGGAGAAAUGUAAACACACAGAGAGUGACAAGCUGUCGGUGCAGAUCCAGGCCUACCUGGAUAACGUGUUUGACGUGGGUGGUCUGCUGGAAGAUGCAGAGACGAAGAAUGCCGCUCUGGAGAAGGUGGAUGAACUUGAGGAGCACCUGUCCCAUGUGACGGAGAAGCUGCUGGAAGUUGAGAAUGAAACAAUGAUGAAAGUAGCUGACCUUGAGAAGGUGCUCCUACAGAAAGACAAGGACCUGCAUGCAAUAAGGGAGACCUACGAGUCAACCAACACCCAGGUCACCACUCUGAGGAGGGUGAUCAAAGAGAAGGACGCUGCCUUCCAGAGGCACUUCAACAUCGAGAGGAGGCUGCUGGAGCUCGAACAGCAAGGCACCAUCCGUCUGCACAAGAAGGCUGAUGGAGAUAUUGCCAUUGAGGCGCUGGGUGUCGGUGGUGGUGUUGGGAGCAGUGGUCUUGGGAUCCCAGUGGGGGACAUCCGUCAGCUCUCUUUGGGUUCAACAGCUGGAUUCAACGCUCCAGGAGGACCAGACAGCAGUUUACCGCCAGCCAGUGAAGCCCCUCCACCUCCUCCUCCACCUCCACCGCCACCUCCUCCGCUUCCCUCAGCCUCAGGCCACUUCAAUGCACCAGCCCCACCACCUCCACCUCCUCUCGCUCCACCUCUGCCGGGCGCGUCUCCAUCAGUCAUCCUGAGUGUGGGUCUCUCAGCCAUUAGAAUCAAAAAGCCAAUCAAGACCAAGUUCCGCCUGCCAGUGUUCAACUGGACGGCCUUGAAGCCCAAUCAGAUCAACGGCACAGUUUUCAAUGAGAUCGACGAUGAACGUGUGCUAGAGGUGCUGGACCUGGAACGGUUUGAGGAGCUGUUUAAGACCAGGGCCCAGGGUCCCAUCGUGGAUAUUUGCUGCACCAAGAGCAAAGUAGCCCAGAAGACGGCAAACAAAGUCACGCUGCUGGACGCCAAUCGCUCCAAGAACUUGGCCAUCACACUGCGAAAGGCUAACAAGACCACGGAGGAGAUCUGCAAAGCAAUAGAGAAGUUUGACCUCAAGGCCUUACCCGUUGACUUUGUGGAGUGCCUGAUGCGUUUCCUGCCCACGGAGGGGGAGGUGAAGGUGUUCCGUCAGUACGAGCGCGAGCGACGCCCACUGGACCAGCUGGCGGAGGAGGACCGGUUCAUGCUGUUUUUCAGCAAGAUCGAGAGGCUCACGCAGAGAAUGAACAUCAUCACCUUCGUCGGGAACUUUUCUGACAACAUCAACAUGCUGACGCCGCAGCUCAAUGCAGUCAUUGCGGCUUCUGCCUCCGUCAAAUCUGCACCAAAGUUGAAACGGGUGCUCGAGAUCAUCUUGGCCUUGGGGAACUACAUGAACAGCAGCAAGCGCGGCUGCGUUUAUGGCUUCAAAUUACAAAGUCUUGAUCUGCUUCUAGACACCAAGUCCACAGACAGGAAGAUGACGUUGCUCCACUACAUAGCUCUCAUUUUGAAAGAGAAGUACCCUGAACUGGCCAACUUCUACAACGAACUGCACUUUGUGGAAAAAGCUGCAGCAGUAUCUCUGGAAAAUGUGCUGCUGGAUGUCCGAGAGCUGGGGAAAGGCAUGGACCUGAUCAGGAGAGAGUGCACUCUGCAUGACCAUUCGGUCCUGAAAGGGUUCGUCCAGGCCAGUGACACACAGCUGGACAAGCUGCAGAAGGACGCCAAGACGGCAGAGGAAGCCUUCAACAAUGUGGUGAACUACUUUGGAGAGAGUGCCAAGACAACUCCGCCCUCGGUGUUCUUCCCCGUGUUCGUGCGCUUCAUCAGGGCGUACAAGGAUGCAGUGGAACAAAACGAGCAGAGGAAAAAGCAGGAGGAAGCAAUGAGAGAAAAGUUGCUGGCUGAGGAGGCUAAACAGCAUGACCCCAAGGUCCAGGGCCAAAAGAAGAGACAGCAGCAGCAUGAGCUAAUCACAGAGCUGCGCAAGCGACAGGCCAAAGACCACCGGCCUGUGUACGAGGGCAAAGAUGGCACCAUCGAGGACAUCAUCACAGUGCUGAAGAGCGUGCCCUUCACAGCGCGCACUGCUAAACGCGGCUCACGGUUCUUCUGUGAAGCCAACCUCUGCGACGACGCCAACUGCUAGCCCCUCCCCCCCCCUAAUGCCAAGGUUAUCCAGAUCUCCGAAACCAGCCCUUCCUGAGAGCUGAUGCAUUGAUCCGGAGCGGUUGGAAAAGACCAUAAACCACUUAUACCCCCCCCCUCCCUAUCCCCUCACGGUAACCUCCCUCCCUGUGUCCCAAUGGUCUCUCUGAACCCUGAGGCUGCAGGUCACAAAGACUGAAAGUAAGAGACAGAACAGAGGCCCUUCUUGUAACUGGGUAAUUUAUUUAUUUAUGGAGGACCUUUACAGCCACUUUAAGUGAGCAGGCAUCAUUGCGGGCGCACGACGGGUCACUCCUGUCUCACUGCAAACACUUUCCCUGCCCUGUUGCCAUGGAGAUCCGGGAGGGAGAGGGGGGGACGACUGCGAAAGAGGUGAGUGGAGGACUGGGGACCCACGAAGCAGGCUGCCAACAUGCGGAUCUUAUUCCAAAGGCGGCUAAUUUCCUCAGAUUAUGUAACAAAGCGAGAUGCCAACUCUGCAGGGAGGAUUCCCCCGAAGAGACAUGCAGGACAUUCCUCCAAAUAACAGAGAAGCUUGGAUAUUAUAAUCAGACAUUUGGGAGCUUUGCAAAGUUGCAAAGAACGGUUUGUAAGAAAAGUCAACACAUUUAAUUAAGACUCAAUCUGUUUAGAUUUCAAUCCAACUAUUUUUUUUUUAAACAUUGAUUCUGCUGGUUCUUUUUGACAAGCGAGCAAAACCAAAAUGUCUCAAAUGCCAAUGUUUUCGCUUAAAAAGUGCCUUUUUCCGUGUAAACAGUGUUAUUUCUCUUGGAGCAGCCAUAUUUUGUUCAUUUUAGAGCUUGUAUUCUUCUUGCGUUCUAUAACAUUCUCAUAAGCUUUACAAUCAUACAUCAAGUAGAAGGUAAGGGGAAUAAGGAUUUUACAGUUACUCUUUUAUUUACCUCUUGUGCAUAAGUGUCUUAAAGCUCAUGAUUUAUAUUUCGUUGUGCCUUGUCCCAGAAGAUUCGUAAAAAAGAAAAGAAUGUUUUAUGCCUUGACGACACUUUCUGUCACGCUUUAAGAGACUUAAGCAAGUGACAAAUGUAUGAAGAAGAUUCCACACGAACUGCUGAUUAAGGGCUCACAUGACGUUAACCGGUUAGAGACGUGGUGAUGGAUGAACGAAGUCCGUUCCUAAGUCUUCUAUUUUAAAAUGUUAUUUAAUCUCCUGUUUUAAUAGAAAUGAUGCUAUUUCUCCAAACAGCUGUGGAAACUUAAACAUUGGCGUAAAGGGAGCAAUACAUCUUUACACUAAUUAAUUUAGCUCAACAUUGUAUGAGACGCUAUUCUGUGUCAUUUAUAUUAAUGUACGUCAAAUAAAGAUAUUUACUUUUUGAAGAAAUGAUCCAUGAUAUUGUCUAUUGCCUGAAAUAUGACACUUCCUGUUUAAUAAAUGAGAUAAACAAUG
Molecule: messenger RNA, 4620 nt
Organism: Pungitius pungitius (ninespine stickleback)
Lineage: Eukaryota; Metazoa; Chordata; Actinopteri; Perciformes; Gasterosteidae
Gene: fmnl3
Product: formin-like 3
Exons: 26
Coding region: 13-3192 (1059 amino acids)
Biological process (GO): regulation of cell shape; cell migration; cortical actin cytoskeleton organization
Cellular component (GO): cytosol
Molecular function (GO): actin filament binding; small GTPase binding
Source: RefSeq, a predicted model, not a curated record